Molecule: messenger RNA, 633 nt
Organism: Sphaerodactylus townsendi
Lineage: Eukaryota; Metazoa; Chordata; Lepidosauria; Squamata; Sphaerodactylidae
Gene: LYRM4
Product: LYR motif containing 4
Exons: 3
Coding region: 48-317 (89 amino acids)
Biological process (GO): iron-sulfur cluster assembly
Cellular component (GO): L-cysteine desulfurase complex; mitochondrion
Source: RefSeq, a predicted model, not a curated record
CCAAAAGGGCAGGGCCUCGCCGGCAGGCCCGAGCCUCUGUUUACAACAUGGCCGCGUCCACGCGGGCUCAGGUGUUGCGGCUCUACCGGGCCCUGCUGAGGGAGAGCCAGAUGUUCACCUCCUACGGAUACAGGACAUACGCCAUCAGAAGAAUAAGAGAUGCCUUUAGAGAAAACAAAAACUUGAAGGAUUCAGCAGAAAUUGAAACACUAAUGAACAAUGCAAGAACAAAUCUGGAAAUGUUACACCGACAGGUCACGAUUGGACAACUCUAUUCAGCACAGAAGCUUGUUAUUGAGUGCCCAGAAAACCUCUGACCCGAAGGCUCGUUGUCCUGCAGCGGCGCUGGAUUAGCUUCAGUAUUCUGCGAUACGCACAGAUUUUUAUUUGAACAUAUUACGUUCUCAACAUAUGUUUAAGCUGUCUUGUCUAACUAGAUCCCUGAACUGGUUGCUGCAUGCUGUAACAACCUCAGGGGUCUAGAAUUUAUUUUAAUUGUGCAUUAUUAAGCUCAAUAGGCCACUGAGACGACGUGUACAAAUUAUGUUCUUUAGUAUCACUGCUUGCUAAUAUCUUUGUACACACUCACGCUGUCAGUUCUCUUGGCAAUAAAAUUCCACAAUCCAAGCCUAA